Cicer arietinum (chickpea) is the source of this 1547-nucleotide messenger RNA. Its product is annotated as probable polygalacturonase At3g15720. Gene Ontology annotation, biological process: carbohydrate metabolic process. The record is from RefSeq and is a predicted model, not a curated record. Gene Ontology annotation, molecular function: polygalacturonase activity. NCBI's taxonomy places the organism in Eukaryota, Viridiplantae, Streptophyta, Magnoliopsida, Fabales, Fabaceae.
AAUACUUUUUAUGUGGUUCAGAGCACUACGUUCAAUGUUUGAUACAAUGGAGUUGUUUUUCACAGUAUUAAUGAUUAUGAGUAUGAUUAAGCCCGGAUUAAGCAGCACAACAACUUUCAAUGUGUUGCAAUAUGGAGCAAUUGGAGAUGGAAAAAACAAUGACUCCCCUGCCUUUGUGAAGGCAUGGAAAGAUGUGUGCCAGAGCAAGUCAGACACAUCUCAUCUCAUCAUACCAGCAACCAAGACAUUCUUACUCAGACCAAUAACUUUCAACGGUCCAUGCAAUUCUAAAUAUAUCUACAUUCAGAUUUCAGGGAACAUAGUAGCACCUAAAACAAAAUCAGAAUAUUCAGGAUCCCACAUAAACACAUGGAUUGGCUUCUCAUUUGUCAAUGGUUUAAUUAUAAGUGGAAAAGGGACAAUUGAUGGUAGAGGCUCUGUCUGGUGGAAACAACCUUGCAUAGGAAAUCCACCACCCGGGACAAAUUGCCGUCCACCAACUGCAAUAACACUGAAUAGAUGCUAUAGGUUUCAAAUAAAAGGAUAUACAAGUAUGAAUCCAGCAAGAAGCCAUAUAACUCUAACAAGUUGCAAGAAAGGCAUUAUCUCUAACAUUCGUCUAAUUGCUCCUGGAGAUAGCCCAAAUACUGAUGGCAUUGAUAUUUCUUCCUCUAGAGACAUUCAAGUACUUAACUCUUUCAUUGCAACAGGUGACGAUUGCAUUGCUAUCAGUGCGGGAUCAUCCUUAGUUAAAAUAACUGGUAUAACAUGCGGUCCAGGACAUGGUAUCAGUAUUGGAUCAUUAGGGGCACGUGGAGAGACCGAUAUUGUAGAGGAUGUGCAUGUGAAGAAUUGUACUUUGACUCAAACAUUAACUGGAGUAAGAAUCAAAACAAAGCAGGGUGGAGGUGGAUUUGCUAGAAGGAUCACAUUUGAAAAUAUUAAAUUUGUUCGAGCUAAUAACCCCAUUAUGAUUGACCAGUUUUAUUGUGUUAAUGGAAUGGUAUGCCAAAACAAGACUCAAGCAAUCAAGGUGAGUGAUGUAACAUACAGAGGAAUUAGUGGAACAUCAUUGACAGACAAGGCAAUAAAUUUGAACUGUGACCAAAAUGUUGGGUGCUCCAACAUUGUGUUUGAUCGUGUUUAUGUAAAAUCUGGUGUUCCUGGGAUGAAGGUUUUCUCAUUCUGCCAUAAUGCCCAUGGAAGAGCCACACACACCAAACCAGCUUUAAAUUGUUUGCUCAAGUAGCUUAUUUCCUUUGAAUUGAGGACAAAAAUUGAAUACAAGACUUCAAAUUGUUUUCAUUUCUUUUUCUUUUUCUUGUGGAAUCAUGGUUAAUUAGUUGCUGAUUAUUUAGAUAGUUGGUGUGUGAUUACUGAAUUAUAAUCCUAUGAUGAUACGAACUCGAAACAUUUGGUCAACCAAAAUGUAAUUUGUAUCAUUUCAUACAAGUGUUCUUGAGGAUCUUAUUAAUUAAUUGCUUGGGUGUAUUUGGUUCUUAAAAUAAGAACUAUCUUUGUUCUUAUAUGUAAAACUUUCUUGAAAA